Messenger RNA from Trypanosoma grayi, 382 nucleotides. RefSeq lists its product as hypothetical. The transcript has a single exon. The annotation marks the transcript as partial. The record is from RefSeq and is a predicted model, not a curated record. NCBI's taxonomy places the organism in Eukaryota, Euglenozoa, Kinetoplastea, Trypanosomatida, Trypanosomatidae.
AUGCUACUGCUGCUAGUUGUGGUGGUCUUGUGUGAGUGCCACCUCUCCCUUUUCCCAUUUGCGGCACGCGUUGCAGAGCAACUAGCGCAGCAAAGUAGUGGGCGUCAUGCACUUCGCCGGCGUUGUGGGCUGCGGUGUGCUGCUGUACACGCCGCUCGCGCUGGCCGCCGCUGCGGCUACCACGACUUACCCUCAGCUAGUGGUGGUGGGCCUUGUCGGCGCCGCUGCCGCCUGCCUCGCGCUCGCCGUCACGGCGCUCUUCUACGCCGCGCUGCCGCACAACGAUUCGGCGGCGUUAUUCCUCGUUGUGGUGCACGUUGUGGCGGCGGCGGUGCUGCGACUGCUGCUGCUCUACGCGCUUUACUACACGGAGUCGCUGCUG